Molecule: messenger RNA, 1800 nt
Organism: Penicillium egyptiacum
Lineage: Eukaryota; Fungi; Ascomycota; Eurotiomycetes; Eurotiales; Aspergillaceae
Source: the annotation of a GenBank genome assembly
AUGAAGUAUCUAGACGCUUACAUCCUCAUGGGCGCUUCAUUCCUCAGCCUUGUCAAUGGGCUGGCCCCACCCCGGCAGUCCAACGCAAGCUUCAACACCCACUGCGGUACGGACUUGUGCACCUGGUGGCACGGGACUGGCGAGAUCAACACUGAUACGGCUGUGGCGCCGGAGAACGUGAGACAGUCGCGCCAGUAUCUGGUUCAGGUCGCCUUGGCUGGGUCUGACGAGUUCUUCGACUCCUUCGUGUACGAGUCUAUUCCACGCAACGGUAAUGGCAAGAUCAUGAGUCCAGGAGACAGCGAUGGAAGCUUCUCCGGCGAUGAUGGUAUUUCCAUCGAGCUGGACGAGCGCAUCAACAUGGCAUGGAGUCAGUUCGAGCACAGCCAGGCCGUCGAUGUCAGGAUUCUUCGGCGCGACGGCCAAGCUCUCGGCGAGGACGUCGUCAUUCGCCCGACAGCCAUUCCAUUGGAGACUCAGCACGUCGCUGGCGCUCUGAUUAUCCAUGUGCCUGCAGACCCCCAGGGCCACCGGUUCUCCGUCGAGUUCGCAGACGAUCUGUACACCUACCGUUCGAAUGGCGAUAUCUACACCACCGACGGGUCUGGCGAGGUCGUAGGCAUCGAGCCGCGGAAUGCGCUGGUUAUCUUCGCUAGUGCCUUCCUGCCAGACGAGCUGGUUCCCUCGCUGGAUGGCCCAGACACGAAGGUGAUGACACCCGGUGCCUUCUCUGUUGCCGAUAUUGAGGGUGCCCCGAUUGUCUAUUUCCCUCCGGGCGUCUACUGGAUCGACUCCGAGCCUCUUGGUCUCACCCAUAUCAAAUUGGACCCUGCGACGUACUGGGUGCACUUGGCUCCUGGGGCCUUUGUGAAGGGGGCAGUGGAAUACACGACUGGCAACAAGGACUUUUACGCGACUGGGCACGGUGUUAUCUCGGGAGAAAUCUACGUCUACCAAGCCAAUAUAGAGGCUGGUUAUAAGGCCGAGAAGAGCGACCUAACCAGCUUGCGUCUCUGGUGGCACCGUGGCGUGCAAGCGGGUCAGGUCUGGCACUGCGCAGGACCGACAAUCAGCUCGCCUCCAUUCAACACUAUGGACUUGAAAGAUGGCAGCACCGACCGUCAUGAUAUCUCCGUCCACAUCUUCGACUACAAGCAAGUCGGCGCGUUUUUCUUGCAAACCGAUGGACCGCAAAUGUACACAAACGGGGUCGUCCAUGAUGUCUUCUACCACUGCAACGACGAUGCCAUCAAGACAUAUCACUCUGGCGUGACUGCCAACCGCUUGACCAUCUGGAAAAUUCUCAACGACCCAAUCAUCCAGAUGGGAUGGCAGCCGCGGGAUGUCCACGAUGUCGUCAUCGACACCCUCUACAUCAUCCACACCCGCUUCCGCAGAAGCGAGACAUACGUCCCCUCGGCCAUCAUCGCCGCCUCACCCAUAUACAACGGCGAGCCCCAGCUUGACCCAUCUAUGACCAUCAGCAUCAGUGUCUCCAACAUUAUCUGCGAGGGCCCGUGCCCGGGACUCUUCCGUCUGACUCCGUUGCAGAAUUACGCUGACUUCAAAGUGUCCGGAGUGCGUUAUGUGGAUGGCUUAAUUGGCGGCAGUGUUCCAAUCGGUGAUUCUAUCAUCGCGACAACUCCGGACACUACCUAUCCUGGCGCUGAGGGCCUGACAAUGGGGUUGUCCAUCUCCGACUGGACUGUAAAGGGGGAGAAGGUGACUAUUGAGAAUGCCGAGGCGCUUGGGCAAUGGAAUGUAAAUGCGGCGUAUGACAAUCAGUGGUCGAUCGUGUGA